This is a messenger RNA of Aspergillus caelatus, 2304 nucleotides long. Its product is annotated as major facilitator superfamily domain-containing protein. The record is from RefSeq and is a predicted model, not a curated record. Gene Ontology annotation, biological process: transmembrane transport. Lineage: Eukaryota; Fungi; Ascomycota; Eurotiomycetes; Eurotiales; Aspergillaceae. The transcript is spliced from 5 exons. Bases 1 to 2247 code for a protein of 748 amino acids. Gene Ontology annotation, molecular function: acyltransferase activity, transferring groups other than amino-acyl groups; transmembrane transporter activity.
AUGACCCAAGCAACUUUGCGCACCGAGCGCCUUGAAUUGGUGCCCCUCGGCCCCGAGGACCUCAAAUUCACCAUGCUGCUAGACAAGGAUCCGGAUGUCAUGAAAUACAUUGGCUUUGGCAAGCCACUUGACCACAAGCAAGCGAUCGAAGUUCACCAAUGGCUCCUCAACUCAGCAACCAUCGUCCCCGGCUUCGGGUGUUGGGUCGGCUUCGCCGGUGGCGAGUUUGUUGGCUGGUGGAUACUGGCUCCUUGCCCAAGCGAAGGCACAGAGCAAUUCAGCAAAGACCGAUCAGAGUUUGGGUACCGCCUUUUACCGAAGUUUUGGGGGCAAGGUUACGCGAAGGAAGGAUCGCGUGAGUUGCUGAGGCACGCUUUCCAGGAUUUAGGUCUAUCUGAGGUUAUUGGCGAGACUAUGGCUGUGAACGCGGCUUCUCGGGCGGUAAUGGCAGCUUGCGGAUUGAAACAUGUCCAUACCUUCUACAACAAGUACGAUAGCCCACCUCCUGGAAUCGAAGAAGGCGAAGUGCGGUUUCAACAGCUUGUUGGGCGCCAGCAGCCCAGCGGCACUCAUGAAGCUCCUACUGUGGAAGAUAUCGAAACUCCGGUAACCGUCAAUGCAGCCCCCUACGACAAGGAAGGUGCCACCGGCUCACCCCAGGAUAACACGGCAAGCAGUGAUGAUGAUAAAUCAUUACCGCAUGAAGAUGCACAGCGUGGUGUCAAGAAGAUCGAGGCUGUGACUCUGGCUUGGUCGAAGGCAACGCUGGCCAUGUUCCUGAUACUGUAUUUUCUACCCCCUAUGACGCUUACUUGUGGCGGUAUGUCCUCAAUCCUGGCCAGCUUGACACCCUAUGCUACGAGUGAUUUCCAGUCUCAUUCCCUGUUGACUGUCAUCGAAAUUGUAGCAAGUGCCAUGACAUCAGCGGUGUACAUUCCUAUGGCGAAGAUGCUGGACGUUUGGGGCCGUGCUGAAGGCUUUCUCCUUAUGCUGUGCUUUGCCACUCUGGGCCUAAUUCUUAUGGCAGCAUCCAACAACCUUCCUACCUUUUGCGCAGCACAGGUAUUCCAAUCAGUUGGGCUUGGAGGCAUGACUUAUAGCAUAAAUGUCCUCUCAGCCGACGUAACCAACCUGAGAAAUCGAGGGUUGGCGUUCGCUUUCGUCUCAUCGCCAUGGAUGAUCACUGCGUUUGCUGGAUCCAAAGCAGCAGAAGAAUUCUUACUACACGUCAACUGGCGAUGGGGAUUCGGCUCCUUUGCCAUCAUUAUACCCGCGGUCUCCAUUCCCGUAUACACAGUGUUGAAGGUCAACCUUCUGCCUGGUGUCAUCUUGUUCGCUGCCGGUCUUACCGUGUUUCUACUCCCAUUCACACUCGCGCGUUCUGCUCCCAACGGCUGGAAGUCAGACUACAUCAUUGCCAUGAUUGUAGUCGGCUUUGUCCUCCUCCUUCUCUUCGCCGCCUACCAGGUGUACCUGGCUCCCGUGCCAUUCCUGAAACAUGACUACCUAAUUAACCGGACCGUUCUGGGCGCAUGCCUUCUCGACUUCGUAUACCAGAUGUCCUACUACUGCUGGAACAGCUACUUCACGUCUUUCCUCCAAGUCGUCAAUAACCUCAGCGUCUCAGAGGCCGGGUACGUCAAUAGCACGUUCCAGGUCGUCUCCGGCGUUCUCCUAUUCAUUGUCGGCUACCUGAUCCGCAAAACGGGCUAUUUCCGAUGGCUCCUGUGGAUCGGUGUGCCUCUCUACAUCUUCGCCCAGGGUCUCAUGAUCCACUUCCGCCAACCGAACGGAUACAUUGGCUACAUCGUCAUGUGCGAGAUCUUCAUCUCCAUCGGUGGUAGCGUUUUCACCCUCUGCAUGCAGCUCGCCGUCUUGGCCGCCGUCGACCACCAACACGUCGCCGCCGCAAUGGCCAUUCUAUUCGUGUCCGGUGGCAUUGGUGGUGCAGUCGGAAAUGCUAUCUCCGGUGCCAUCUGGACAAACACCUUUGAGAACUCCCUGGCCAACUAUCUCCCUGAGUCCGCGCUGCCGAACCUGACUAGUAUCUAUGCCAGUUUGCCGGUACAGCUAAGCUAUGCCGUUAAUAGCCCCGAGAGAAUAGCAAUCCAGAAGGCAUAUGGUUAUUCGCAGACGAGAAUGUUGGCCGCGGGAACUGGGCUUAUGGCACUUGCCUUCGUCGCUGUUUUCAUGAUCCGCAACUUGAACCUGAAGAAUAUGACGCAGACGAAGGGUGUUGUGUUCUGAUGUUAUUUUUUGUUGGUAGAUAGUAUAUUGGAAGAGGGCCCAGUGGAUUGUGUGUAU